This is a messenger RNA of Leucoraja erinaceus (little skate), 3033 nucleotides long. It is a transcript of the gene adamts5, whose product is annotated as A disintegrin and metalloproteinase with thrombospondin motifs 5. Gene Ontology annotation, molecular function: metalloendopeptidase activity; zinc ion binding. Lineage: Eukaryota; Metazoa; Chordata; Chondrichthyes; Rajiformes; Rajidae. Bases 384 to 3026 code for a protein of 880 amino acids. Gene Ontology annotation, biological process: proteolysis; extracellular matrix organization. The record is from RefSeq and is a predicted model, not a curated record. The transcript is spliced from 8 exons.
GCAGCCGGUGUUACAGGCUGCACACAACUCUCUAUAAAUUCAAAUGCACACAUUGCUUCGCCUCUUACACACCCCAUUGAUCCCUUUCCCCAAUUCGCAGGGAGAGCGGACAAGAGAGGAGGGGGAAAAAAGCCAAAACAAAAAAAGCAGCAAGCAAGCAAGCAAAAGAAAAAAACAACAAAAUAUAUAUAUAGAGAGAGAGGGAGAGGGAAAAAGAGCAGAUAAGUCUUCUUUGCAAUAGAAGUUUACUUGCAAAAUAAACACUCAUUGUCGCGAUUGGUAACUUGGAAAGUUAGCUUUUUUUUGGAUAAAGCCGAGGAAUACUUGUUUAGGAAACUGUGCGUUGUUUUCAGCUUUCACCUGUAGGUUUAGCAACCCCCGGGAUGAUGUUGUGGCUGGUGCUCGGCGUGUGGUGUAUCCCGGUGCUGUGCCUUGCUGGGGACGAGUCUAAGCGCCCGGCUCGGCGGCUGCCGGACGAGAACCCGCGGCCGGGAUGGAGGAGGACGAGCGGGCUGGUGAAGUCGGUGGACCGUAUCUACGCCGGCGACGGCAAGCUGGGCUACAUGGUGUACGCGGACGGCAAGAGGUUCCUGCUCGACCUGCAGCGAGACGAGGCGGUGGCUUCGGCCGGCUUCGGACACCACCAACCUGUCACUCUGGCCGCGGCGGCGGGGGGCUGGCAGGCGGCGGACGGGCCGAGCGGCCGCUGCUUCUACCGGGGCACGGUGGACGGUAACCCCGAGUCACUGGCCGUGUUCAACGUGUGCGGGGCGCUGGAUGGCUUCUUCGCCCUGGGGAGCUGGCGAUACACCAUCAGCCCGCGGCAAGGCGAGGAGAGGCGGGGGGACAAGCGGGCGUUCGGGGACGGUUCAGCCCCGGUGCUUCACCUCUUCACCCGGGACUCGUUCAGCUUCCAGACGGUGGGGCACCCGAGCCGCUGCGAGAUCCGCGGCUCCGGGCCGAGGGGCGGGGAGCCGCCGGGAGCCGCCGGGCGUCGGGGACACCGGACGGGGCGAUCCAGGCGCUCGGUGUCCCGACCCCGCUACGUCAAGCUGCUGCUGGUGGCUGAUGCCACCAUGUCGGCCAAGUACGGGCGCCACCUCCAGCACUACCUGCUCACCCUGGCCUCCAUCGCCUCCAAGCUGUACGGGCACGCCAGCAUCGAGAACCCGCUGCGCCUGGCCGUGGUCAACAUCACGGCGGUCAGGGACGCUGCCGACGGGCCGAAGGUCGACAAGAACGCGGCGGCCACCCUGAAGAACUUCUGCCGCUGGCAGCACUCGCGGUACAGCGGCGCCGGACAGCACGGAGACCGGCACGAUGCAGCCCUGCUCUUCACCCGGGAGAAUCUGUGCGGCCACCAUUCGUGUGACACGUUGGGGAUGGCGGACGUGGGGACCAUCUGUUCCUCUCACCGUAGCUGUGCGAUCAUUGAAGACGACGGGCUGCACGCUGCGUUUACCGUCGCUCAUGAGAUCGGGCACCUGCUGGGUCUCUCGCACGAUGAUUCCAAGUUCUGCGAGGAGUCUUACGGCUUGACGGAGGAUAAGCGGCUGAUGUCCUCCAUCCUGACCAGCAUCGACUCUUCCAAGCCCUGGUCCAAGUGCACCUCGGCCACGGUAACAGAGUUCUUCGAUGACGGCCACGGCGAUUGUCUCCUCCGCCCUCCGAAGAACCCGCUGCGCUCACCGGAGGAGCUGCCGGGGCAGAGCUACGAUGCGGUCCGUCAGUGCAAGCUGGCCUUCGGGCCGGAGUACACGGUGUGCCCCGGCAUGGACGUCUGCUCCCGCCUGUGGUGCGCCGUCAUCCGCCAGGGCCAGAUGGUGUGCAUGACCAAGAAGCUGCCCGCGGUGGAGGGAACCCCCUGCGGCAAGGGCAGGAUCUGCCUGCACGGCAAAUGUGUCGACAAGACCAAGAGGCGGUACUACCUGGCUUCGGCUAACGGGAACUGGGGUUCGUGGGGUACGUGGGGUCCAUGCUCGCGGACCUGCGGAGGGGGCGUUCAGUUCGCCCGCCGCCACUGCAACAACCCCGCACCCCGGAACAACGGCAAAUAUUGUGUGGGCAAGCGCGCAGUCCACCGAUCGUGCAACGUGACUCCCUGCCCGCUAACUGGUAAAUCUUUCCGAGACGAACAAUGUGAGGCGAGAAACGGCUACCAGACCGACAUCAAAGGAGUGAAGACGUUUGUGGAGUGGGUGCCCAAGUACGCUGGAGUCACCCCUGCUGAUGCGUGCAAGUUGACCUGUCGGGCCAAGGGAACAGGCUACUAUGUCGUCUUUUCCCAGAAGGUGACAGACGGGACGGAGUGCCAACCCUACAGCAACUCCGUGUGUGUGCGUGGGCGCUGCUUUCGGACGGGAUGCGAUGGGAUCAUCGGCUCCAAGCAGCAUCAUGACAAGUGCGGAGUGUGUGGUGGGGACAGCAGCACCUGUGUGAAGAUCUCUCGGAGUUUCACCAAGAGGAGUGUGGGCUACAGAGAGGUGACCAGGAUUCCCGCCGGGGCGGUCCACAUCAAGGUGAGACAGCACAAGCCCAAGGGCCAGCAGCGGUUUACCGCCUACCUGGCAGCCAAGAGGAAGAACGGCGACUACUUGUUCAACGGCAAGUACAUGAUCUCCACGUCGGAGACGGUCAUCGAGAUGAACGGCACCGUGUUCAACUACAGCGGCUGGAGCCAGCGGGACGACGAGGUCCACUCCAUGGGCCACGGGCCACUGAAGGAACCCUUGAUCAUCCAGAUCCUGGCCACCAACCCCGGGAUUCCCCUGGACGUCCGCUACAGCUACUUCGUGCCAAAGAAGCUGGAGCAGCCGGCCAGCGACAACGCCAUCGGGGCCCUGGCGGCCCGACCCCACUUCCCCAAGUGGAUGACGGGACCCUGGUUGACCUGCUCCAGAACCUGUGGCGUUGGCUGGCAGACCCGAACCGUCCAGUGCAAGAGUGGAGAAGGCAAACUGGCUCGAGGGUGUCCUCUCUCCCAGAGACCAUCGGCAUUCAAACAGUGUUUGCAGACAAAAUGUUAAUGCACAU